Fomitiporia mediterranea MF3/22 is the source of this 1266-nucleotide messenger RNA. RefSeq names its product RNA polymerase II-associated protein. Bases 1 to 1266 code for a protein of 421 amino acids. Lineage: Eukaryota; Fungi; Basidiomycota; Agaricomycetes; Hymenochaetales; Hymenochaetaceae. Gene Ontology annotation, cellular component: Cdc73/Paf1 complex. The record is from RefSeq and is a predicted model, not a curated record. Gene Ontology annotation, molecular function: RNA polymerase II complex binding. Gene Ontology annotation, biological process: positive regulation of transcription elongation by RNA polymerase II; transcription elongation by RNA polymerase II. The transcript has 7 exons.
AUGAGUACCUCGACACCAGACCCGCUCAACGCCCUCCGCGACGCAAUCCGCUCAAAAGCGUCCAUAAUUUACGCCAAUGACGCCGGGCCAGUCUCCUCCCUCUCCGCCGCAACAAAGCUCGUCCUCUCUCCUUCCCUCUCCUUCCCGAAAGACACUCCAACACGACUCCGCAAGCCCGAUGCAACAGCUACGAACCCACAGUCCGACCCGAAUGCGUUUUUCCGCCUCGAUGCGGUGUAUCUGACGUGGCUGCUACGAGAUGCGAGUGUCGCAGAGUACAUGCAGCAGGCGAGGGAGUGUAAGCUCCUUGGUGCGUUUGUUGGUAUUACGGAUCGGAAGGGCGUUGCGGAGUGGUUGGAUGGGAAGACGAGUUCGUAUAAGGGGGUUGUACCGUUAGAAUCGGACUCGCACACCCCGCCCGGUUCGCCUCCGUCACAGAGUAUCACUCUACCGAAGACUGGGCCACCUGGUGCUGCUGCGUCUACGACGACCACUGGCUCACCGGCGAAACGACGCCAUGCAGUCGACGCUGCAGAUGCGGAAGUCGUUAAGAAGAUCAAAGCAAAUGAGAUUGAGCUAUCUGACCGGACGUCGGUAUUGAGGGGCACGAAACCCAAUGACUUUAGCAACGUUCGAUUGAUGUUCGCCGAACGGUUAAAGAAACUAAAGGAAGCCUCGAAGAACGGGGCGAUUCCUCCACCCGCAGUUGCUCCAAAAAUCGAAAACAUGCUUCCAAUUAUUAUGAUCUCCUCGUCCCCAACAUCCCUCAUAACAAUGUACAACGUCCGAAAGUUCCUCCAAGAAGCUUCAUUCGAAAGCCCCUCCGACGCCCGCACCCGCGCCGCCUCCGAAGGAACAACCCGCCCAGAAGACGUCAUCCCCAUCUACCGCACCCACACACACAUCGAUCCCUCCGGCCAAGAACGCCGCACCCAAUCACGGUACUAUGUCGUCGACGGUGUAGACGCCCUUGCGAAAUUCGGGAGUGAUGCGUGGGAUAGGGUUGUUUGUGUGUUGACGACGGGACAGGCGUGGCAGUUCAAGCCGUAUAAGUGGACGGAGCCUAUGACGCUUUUUCAUCAUGUUAAGGGCUUCUACGUAAGUUGGGCAAACGAUCCGCCGAAUGUAAAGAUUAAAGACUGGAACGUUACUGAACUCAAGAUCGAUCAACACAGACGACACGUCGACAAGUCUGUCGUAGCCAAUUUCUGGAAGACGUUAGACGCGUGGACAUUAGCGAAUAAGCCGUGGUUGAUGAAAUCGUAG